GUUCUUGCGGUGCUAUAUGUAAAACUGAGGGCGUUGGUGCUCCGUCCAGUGCUCGUCUACCAUGGGUGCCGCUGCCAUCAACAAGCGGCUCCUCGUAGUACUAGUCGCCGCUUGCGCCACCGUCUCCAGCGUCGGCGCUGCCGUCUGCAUGCCACCGGAGCGAGAUGCUCUGCUGGCGUUCAAACGCGGGAUCACCAGCGACCCGGCAGGCCGCCUUGCUUCCUGGCGGCGAGGUGGUGACUGCUGCCGGUGGAGGGGCGUCCUGUGCAGCAACCGGACUGGCCAUGUCCUCGAGCUUCAACUUGGAAUUGAUGAGAAGAUGUAUUAUGAUCAGUCCUACUUCAGUGGCAAGAUAAGUCCGUCUCUAUUUUCUUUAGAGCAUCUUGAGCACCUUGAUCUCGGCGACAAUUCGCUAGAUUUCCCAAGUGUUGGUUAUUCUUCAAAUUUAUUACUAGGUUCUCUGAAGAGACUGAGAUAUCUAAACCUCUCCAACAUAAGAUUUGACCACACGCUUCCCGCCCAGCUUGGUAACCUCUCUAAGCUGCAAUAUCUUGACCUUUCCUACACGAUAAGUAGCGUGCAACCAACCGAUUUGUCAUGGUUAACACGUCUACCUUCGCUACAACAUCUUGACCUGAGUGGGGUAAAUCUCAGCAAGGUACAUGAUUGGCCUCAUAUAGUCAAUAUGAUUCCUUCUUUGCAAGUUCUAUAUCUUUCUUCAUGCUCGCUUCAAAAUGCAAACCAACGGCUCCCGCGCUUGAGUCUCACAAAACUUGAGAGGCUCACUCUCAGCGAAAACAAUUUUUAUCACCCAUCCGAAUCCUGCUGGUUUUGGAACUUGACAAGCCUCAAGCACCUCGACCUUCAACAUAGUCUCUUGUAUGGUCAAUUUCCAAAUACACUUGGAAAAAUGACGUCCCUCCAAGUCUUUGACUUUUCAUUCAACGGCGACACACGCCUCAAAGACGGCAUUAUUAUAGUGCCAAACUUGAUGAGAAACCUAUGCAAUUUGGAAGUUCUGAACCUUGAAUCAUGUCGCUUGAGUGGGAGCAUGGCAGAUUUAUAUGAGAGCUUACCACACUGCUCCUCCAGCAGACUGCGGGAGUUGAAUUUGGGUGGAAACAAUAUCACUGGGACCCUACCAGCAGGGAUUGCCAAUCUUACCAGCUUGGUCACUCUCGACCUCUCUUUUAACCAUUUGACUGGACCAGUGCCGUCUCAGAUUGGUAUGCUCAACAAUCUGACUUACAUAGACCUAGGUUACAACAACUUGACAGGUAUCAUCACGGAAGAACACUUUGCUGGUUUAACGAGCUUACUAUACAUAGAUUUCUCUCAGAAUCUCUUGAACAUCGUUAUACACCCUAAUCGGCUACCCCCCUUGAGAUUAAAGACCGCAAAUUUUGUAUCUUGCCAAAUGGGUCCUGGUUUUCCUUCCUGGCUUCAACGGUUGGCUGGUGUUGAUUACUCCAUUGAUAUGUCAGAUACGGGUAUAGCCGAUCAGUUUCCAUCUUGGUUUUCUAAAACGCUAUCACGGGCUAAUUCUUUGGACUUCUCGUCGAAUCAAAUUAACGGAAGCUUGCCGAAAAAUUUGGAAAUGAUCAUGUCACUGAAUUAUCUCAGUCUAGAUGGAAACCAAAUAACCGGUGAAAUACCUCCAUUGCCGAGAAACCUCAUCUAUUUCUCCGUGUCAAACAAUGCUCUGUCUGGCCGUGUUCCAGCUUCUAUAUGCAAAUCCCAGCAGUUACAACACUUGAAUUUAGGCAACAACAAUUUAGUUGGAGAAUUUCCUAAGUGUCUCGAGAUGAGAAAUAUAACAGAUCUUGUUUUAAGUAACAAUAUGUUCUCAGGAAAGUUCCCACCUUUUUUGCAAAGCUGCACGGAUAUAAGUUUUUUAGAUCUAUCAGGAAAUAAGUUGUCAGGAACUUUGCCUAUCUGGAUUGGAGACUUUGAGAAGAUACUCUACCUGCGACUGAGCUACAACAUGUUCACUGGGAGCCUUCCGUUCAGUAUCACCAAUCUUAGAGAAAUGUAUGAUUUGAAUCUGGCAGGCAAUAGAUUUUCAGGCAUCAUACCUUGGAAUCUGUCAAAUUUAAGGAGCAUGGUAGAGAAACAUGGGUAUCGCCGGGGCGUAAUGCAACCUUUUGAUAAUUUUUCUGUGGUCACGAAGCGGCAAGAACUUUAUUACGGAGAUAGACUUGAAGACAUGGUCACCAUCGACUUGUCCUUGAAUUUCUUAAGUGGGGUAAUUCCAGAAGAAAUCACUUCUCUCAUCGGACUGGUGAAUCUGAAUUUGUCAUGGAACUACUUGAUCGGAAAAAUUCCACACAAUAUCGGGUCCAUGCCAUCACUAGAGUCACUGGACCUAUCAAGGAACAAACUUUCAGGAGUAAUUCCGCCGAGCCUCUCAAAUCUAACAUAUUUGGCCUGGUUGGAUUUGUCAUACAACAACCUGUCGGGAAGAAUACCGUCAGGAUCACAACUUGACACACUGUACGACAAUGAUCCAUUUAUGUAUAGCGGCAACAGUGGUCUUUGCGGGCCUCCUCUCCAACUGAAUUGUUCAGGAGGUAAUAAUGCAACAAGGCUAGGUGAUCGUGAUCGAAAGAGAAGUGCGCAUGUCCAUGAUCUGAUGUUCUUUCACGUUGGGCUUGGGUCAGGGUUUGUUGUUGGUCUUUGGGUGGUGUUCUGUACAAUGCUCUUCAAGAAAACAUGGAAAGUUGCAUAUUUUACGCUUUUCGACAAGUCAUGUGAUAAGCUAUAUGUAUUCGGUGUUCUCACUUGGACAAGAUUGGCGGAGAAGACAUUGAAGCUAAUUCGGAAGCUUGGCUAGAACUGCCACUGCAAAUAGAGUCCAAUUACAUAAUAGUAGCUUGUGCGCUUUCCUUACAGUUAAUCUGGCUAUUAUUAGAAGAUAAAUGUGUUAGAGAUGUAUAGCCCUCUUUACUGUAUAUACUUAUUGUAUAAGCGGUUACCUACACUUUGCCUCACAUGAACUACCUCAGGCUGUUUUAGUCGACGCGGUCCUUAGUUCAGUACGUGCACGCGGGCAUGAACUAGCUGCAUGCACGUACUGAACUAAGGCCCAUGUCGAUUAAAGCAUCCGGAGGGAGUACAUGUCCGGAGAGAGUAUAUGUCUUGUGAAUGCUAGUGAUCUAUAGCCCUCUUUACUGUAUAUCCCAUUGUAUAGGGAUUUUCUGCACUUUGUCUCACAUGUACAUGCAUUGGCCUCUUUACUGAAUA
Molecule: messenger RNA, 3243 nt
Organism: Lolium perenne
Lineage: Eukaryota; Viridiplantae; Streptophyta; Magnoliopsida; Poales; Poaceae
Product: receptor-like protein EIX2
Molecular function (GO): protein binding
Source: RefSeq, a predicted model, not a curated record